GGAUGGGGAAAGGCAGCGGCUGGGAGAAGGCAGGGGUGAGGUGGGACGGGGAAGGGCAGGGGCUGGAGCGGGCUGGGGACAGGCAGAGACUGAGAUGGGGUAGGGCAGAGGCUGCAGAAAGGCAGAGCCUGAACCGAGCCGGGAUAAAACGGGCUGAACCCAGCCGGGGAAAGGCAAGAGCUGAGCGGAAUCGGGUUAUUUUCUUCCAUCUUCCUCUCAUCUCUGGAAGCUCCAUAAGUAUUGGGAUUGGCAGCAAUUAUUCCAAUCUCCCAGUUGCCUCGAACCAGAGCAGCGCAGCCAGCGCCUUCCCCGGCCCCGGCGAGCACGGCGGUGACAGCAGCCUGCUGGUGUCCCCGCUGCUGGUGGCAGGGGUGGUCAUCGGGCUGGUGCUCUUCCUGUCCUGUGCCACCAUCGUGGUGGGCAGCCUGCGCAAGGACAGCAGGCCCGGCCGCCCCCGGCUGCCCAGGGACGCUCCAGAUGGUUUCUCUCACGGUGGCUCCUCUGCAGAGCUGAGGUCUACCUGCACCGAGGAGUUCCCCCCAGCCUGUGAUUUUGACUCCUAUCUGGAUAUACUUUCUCAGGGGAGCAUCAUGUAUCCUGACCCACCUCCAUGCUACGACGAAUGCGUGGGGCCAGGAGCAACACAAAUCUACAUUCCCACAGACGAUCCCCCCCCAUAUUCCCUUACGGACCCUUGCCAAAGAAAUGAAAUACCUUUAAAUCUGUGCAUCAGGCAGGAAGAGGAAGCAGCAGGGACUGCAGGAGGGGCUGCACACUGUGCAGGGAGGCUGCAGGACUGGCAGCAGCCCAGCUCAGGCAUCUCGGUGAUCUCCCAGUGCGGAGGCGGCUCCCCCGUACGGGACAGCGGCGUGUGAGCACAGCCUGCUCCAACAGAAAGGUGGAACAUUCUCCCACUGCCCAGCAGACCCCAGGGUGUCUCCAUGGAAG
Ficedula albicollis (Collared flycatcher) is the source of this 948-nucleotide messenger RNA. RefSeq names its product protein BEAN1-like. The coding region runs from base 3 to 875 and encodes 290 amino acids. Lineage: Eukaryota; Metazoa; Chordata; Aves; Passeriformes; Muscicapidae. The transcript has 5 exons. The record is from RefSeq and is a predicted model, not a curated record.